CUAACUAAUAAACAAACUCAUCGCUGGAUGGUUUCACCUUUGUAAAAAGCAAGUCUUGAAGAGAACAGCUGUGAAAAUAACAUUCAUUGAUGACUUUGGCAAGCUGUGACCAAAAGCAAAGAGGCCGUCUACAAACUCCACUGCGCAAGAAAGACGUGGGAAGCCAGUGUCCAUCAGACCAACAUCCAUUUCAUCCAUAUCUGCAGGCCAUCUCUGGCUUAGAUUUACUGAUAUUCGAAAAUCAAAUUUGGAAAAGCAGCUUUUUGUUUUAUUGUUAGUAUUUUUCAUCCUCAUCAUCUGCCUUCAAGAAUGGAUGCUAGCCAUGUUAACAAGCUUCGCUUCCUCACCUGGAAUGUUAAUGGCCUCGACACUGCUUUGCGUCCAAACCGAAGCCAGGACCCUUGCAGGCAGAAAGACUUGCGUGAGGAAAUGAACAAAGCAGAUGUUGUUUUCUUUCAGGAGACACACAUUAAAACAGGCCAAGAAAGCGUUAAGGAAAACUUUCCAGGGUGGUACACGUAUUAUACUGAGUCUGAGCAAGCUCAAAAGGGGGUAGCUAUAUUUAUUAAGGGAAGUGUCAGGUUUGAAUGCAAUGAGAAAGCAAUUUGUAGGUAUAAAGAUCUUUUGAUAGUUCUUCCGUGUAGGUUAAAUGGCCAGCUGUAUACGCUGGCGUGUGUGUAUCAACCUCCAGGCCGCAUUGACAGAAAUGAAGAUCAAGACUACGUUCUCAGACGGCUCUCAGAGUAUCUGCAGAGUAAUACUAUCGGAUUGUUGGUGAUUGGAGGUGACUUCAAUACUGUAUUCAGUCCCUUUGUUGACAAAAAAGAGCCAACAGUAAAUCAGGGUCACUCUGAUUUGCUGAAGGAGCUCAAGCUCUUCAUGCAGUCUCUUCAGCUGGUGGAUGUCUGGAGAUGGAAAUAUAAUUUUAAGCGCUUUUACACUUUCUACAGGAGGGAAAGUAAUUCAAGGCUUGACUACUUCUUUGUACCAGGCGAAUGUCUGUGGCGUGUAGAGAAAUGUGAAAUUGAGGAUGUUCGCUCUAAUGACCAUCUUCCUGUGAGCCUCCACUUGAACAAUGCUGCUGUACACUCCAUGUAUAAUCCAAUACCAACAAACAUCAUGAAAUAUUUCAUAUCUAUCCAGGGACCUCUGUAUUUCAAAACUGAGGACAUUACAAUGGCCAUCAAGUCUCUUCAAGUCUCAGAAACACCAAGACAUGAUCGAAUCUCUGCAUCUGUGUACAAGAGUGUCCCUACUGACCCUACAAAACUGCAAUAUCUGCAGGUUUUGUACAGCAGAAUUCUGGAUGGAUCAAUUGAUGCAGCACACUAUUAUUUCAAUGUUUCCAUUGCAUGGAAUGGCUUUCAUUUUUUCAACGUUGACUAUGUAAUCUUGGCAGCUCUCCUUGCCAAGUACUUGGAUGAAGUGCUAGAAUCCCAGUCAAGGAGUCACCAGAAGCCAAACCAGAAAACACACGUAUCAAUGAUUUACUUCUUCCACAAAGUUCCAGAAUCUGUCGAGAGGCAUGUUCUUGAAAGGGCUUUAACUAAUGUUGCUUCUUGGGCAGGAUUUCCUCAGGCCUUGUGCAGAAUUAUUCAGAUGGAUGGCAGAUCAAAAGCACGCUUGUGUCAGGGCUGCCCUCUGACUCCAUACCUCCACACGUUCCUACUGAAGUAUGCUGUUCAGCAACAUGUGGAUGCACUGAUGCCCAGUGACAUCAGAAUUCACGUGUACCCGUACUUUGUCAAUGUGAUCGAACCCAGAGGUAGUGCUUUGGCAAAACCAAAUGAAUUCAUCAUAGAUGGGUUGCAUGUCCGAAUCAACUUCGCAACAUCUUUAGAGCAUGUAUUUUAAAAACCCUAAUCUGGAAACGGAACCCCCAGAUCUGGAAGAGCACCUUUUCCGCCAUCUUGGAUUCAGCUUAAAUCAAUUGAAAUGAUCUGCCUUAUCUAACUAAUCAGUGCAAACUUAUAUCACCCAUUAUAAGUCAUCUUUAGAACAUCCCCUUUCCUUCAAAGACUGACUGAUUUACAGUUUUGCGUUUGGACACCACAUUGGAAUGUUCCAAGUAAGAGAUGCUCACAAUAAAUGCAUUUCAUCAAACAUCUGUAUAGAUGCUUCACAGGACAUUCACAGCAUCCUGUUGCAUGUCAUAUUCAUAUAAUCGUGUAUCAUAUAUUGUGUUUUUUCUGUGAUUAUCUUUUUGUAUGGCUGUUGUGCAUUCCUGGAUUCUUUUGGAAAAAAUGCUAAAUAUAUAAUGUCAACAACAAUUUGUAUCAAAGGAACAAACCAUAUAAAAAGAUCACCUCAAUGUUUUUUUUUACUUAUGUUGUUUUGUAAAUACAUUGAUUUUUGGGAUUUGGGAUUUUUGGCUGAUCCUGUUCUGAACUUUAUCGUCUAUUAUGGAAAAUGUAAACUAUGUGUUCUGAUAGAAAGUCCUAGAGCAGGGGUGUCCAAACUACGGCCCGUGGGCCAUUUGCGUCCCGCUUCCUUUUUUGGAGCGGCCCGCGAGGUAUUUUAGAAAUAGAAUGAAAGUUGGCCCGCUGUUAAGCAGGUUUUUAUAAUGUGAGAUUCAAAGUUUAAAUGCUAGGGGUCAGAAACGGGCCAAAGAGUGUAAAAGCAGCGAGAGUGAAGUUUAAGCGCACAAAAACGGGCAAAAGAGUCUAAAAGCGGAGAGAGUGCGCAGUUGUAAAGCAGAAAACAGGCAAAUGAAUCUAAAAGCGGAGUCGGUGCACAGUUUUAGCGCAGAAAAAUGGGCCAAAAAGUCUAAAAGCGGAGAGGCUGCACAGUUUUAGCGCAGAAAAAACGUGCCAAAGAGUCUAAAAGCUGAGAGAGUGCGCAGUUUUAGCGCAGAAAAAACGGGCCAAAGAGUCUUAAAGUGGAGAGGGUGCGCAGUUCUAGCGCAGAAAAAUGGGCCAAAGAGUCUAAAAGCUGAGAGAGUGCGCAGUUGUGGCGCAGGAAAAACUGGCCAAAGAGUCUAAAAGCAGAGAGGGUGCGCAGUUUUAGCGCAGAAAAAAUGGACCAAAGAGUCUAAAAGCUGAGAGAGUGCGCAGUUGUGGCGCAGGAAAAACUGGCCAAAGAGUCUAAAAGCAGAGAGGGUGCGCAAUUUUAGCACAGAAAAAUGGGCCAAAGAGUCUAAAAGCGGAGAGGCUGCACAGUUUUAGCGCAGAAAAACGUGCCAUAGAGUCUAAAAGCUGAGAGAGUGCGCAGUUGUAGCGCAGAAAAACUGGCCAAAGAGUCUAAAAACAAAGAGGGUGCGCAGUUGUAGCGCAGAAAAAACGGGCCAAAGAGUCUAAAAGAGGAGAGAGUGUGCAGUUCUUGCGCAGAAAAAUGGGCCAAAGAGUCUAAAAGCGGAGAGGGUGCGCAGUUUUCGCGCAGAAAAACGUGCCAUAGAGUCUAAAAGCUGAGAGGGUGCGCAGUUUUAGCGCAGAAAAACGGGCCAAAGAGUCUUAAAGCAGUGAGGGUGAAGUUGUAGCGCAGAAAAAUGGGCCAAAGAGUCUAAAAGUUGCCGUAAUUAAGGAGUUUAAUAUUAAGAGACAUCAUGAAAUGAAACAUCAAUUUGAAAAAUCUAAGUUUACACAACUCAGUCAAAGAUAGAUAAAGAUAGUAAGUCAAGUAAAAUGGUGUGUAAAUGAAAGUAAUCAGGAAAAUGUAUUAUUUAAAGUGGUAUAUUUCAUUUUUUGUUUUAUUAUAGAGUCUGUGGCCCGUGACUUCAAAUAUAUUUCUCCUUCUGUCCCCCAACAAAAAAAGUUUGGACACCCCUGUCCUAGAGUGUUGAAUGACAGUAAAUGUGUUGAGUAGGAUUACCAUAUUAGGGAAGCUUAUGAUAUAUUUCGAAAUUUCAUGAUUCAUGUUUGUAACCAUGAAAGGAUGCUGGGGAGGGGGAGCUAUAAGAAUCUGCUGCUGUGCUCACAGAGCUCAGAGUUGCUUAGGCAGAGAGAUUUGCUUAACAUCUGUGUACCUAACUCUCAAUAAAGCCUGUUACUCACUUCGA
Molecule: messenger RNA, 3994 nt
Organism: Astyanax mexicanus (Mexican tetra)
Lineage: Eukaryota; Metazoa; Chordata; Actinopteri; Characiformes; Acestrorhamphidae
Exons: 3
Coding region: 310-1854 (514 amino acids)
Biological process (GO): base-excision repair
Cellular component (GO): nucleus
Molecular function (GO): DNA-(apurinic or apyrimidinic site) endonuclease activity; phosphoric diester hydrolase activity; double-stranded DNA 3'-5' DNA exonuclease activity
Source: RefSeq, a predicted model, not a curated record